AUGGUAAACUAUCGGUUAAUAGCGUUAUGUGGUGCAAUACUUUCACAGCUGUUGGCAUUUGCUUACAGUUCAAGUGAAAUGGAAGAGUUUGAAAGACGAUCCAAUCAAUCACUAUUGUGGGCUCCAUAUAGGGCCAAUUGUUACCUAGGUGUGAGACCCAGGUACGUCAGCAAGACCCCAUUCAUAAUGGGGUUGAUGUGGACGAACACUGGUCAAUAUACUGCUAUAAGAAAGUUGAGACAUCUUGUCGACAUGGGUGACAACAUGGAGAAGUAUGGGUGGGAGCUGUACGAUCCAAGAAUGGGUGGCAAGCAGGUGAUAUUGGACACCGAAAACAAUAUGAAUUUAACAAUAUAUUUUGUCAAAAGCCAUAAUGGUGAAAAUUGGGGGUUUCGGGUUGUCGGAGAUACAUUGAAGAAGGAAAAAGGCGGCUCUAGUGGUUCCAUAGUUUAUUACAUGAACCAAAAUGGUGAUUCUGGGAGGAACUAUCUGUUGGCCAGAGAUUUAAGUAAUGAUAACGUGAACAUGUUUCAAGGUGUGAACGAAGAAAUGGGGCACUAUGAGGUGAAAAUAGUAGAAGUGAAAGGAACAAAGCCAUCUGGUAAUGUUAUCACUGCAGAUUGCGAUCCCUCUAAGUCUUCUCAUUUAUCUAUAACUAUCCCGAAUGAUGAAGCGUGGAAGGCUAAGGAUGUUUUCCAGAUGUUGAUAAGUGACUCAAUUCAGGAUCACAUUACCAACUUACGCGAUAAAAUGACUCCAUCAGUGCUACCAUCUGCGUUCACGUUGAGGAAUUUCCACAAAUUUCCACCUGGUAGGUUCCAUUUCAUCCAAAAAACAUACGAUAUUUCUAAGGGUCCAUUUGAAGUUGAUUUUAUCUAUAACAAAGUCAAUACUAAAGAGCGAAUUGAAAGUUUAGAUCACCUAAUUUCGUCAACCAUGGACAGAAUUAGAAAUAAGUUUGAAAAAAAGUUCACUAUUAAGGAUCCAAAGUAUGAGCAAUUUGCCGUUGAAACUUUAUCGAACUUGCUUGGCGGGCUAAGCUACUUUCAUGGUGAUCAAUAUAUUGACAGAACUUCAAAUCUUGAUGAGGACAGCUUUGAAAAAUUUCAGCUGGAGCAUUCUGAACUGGAAGGUCCUGCAGAAUUGUUUUCCUUUGUUCCCAGUAGAGCUUCCUACCCAAGGGGCUUUUAUUGGGACGAAGGAUUCCAUCUUCUACAGGUCAUGCAAUAUGAUUUUGAUUUGGCUUUCGAAGUUUUGAAGAGCUGGCUAAACUUGAUUGAAGACGAGAGUGGCUGGAUUCCUAGGGAAGUAAUAUUGGGUAACGAAGCCAGAGUUAAAGUUCCUAAAGAAUUUUUGGCUCAGAGUCCGCAUGUUGCAAAUCCCCCAACUUUAGCGUUGGCCUUUAGUAAUUUAUUACAAAUGGCACACGCUGAGCCGGGGAUUGAAUCCACACUUGGUGAGAUAGAUAUCGAUAUGAUAGAUAUCGAUGAUGAUAUUUUGAAAAAGAAUUUUGAUUUGCUUGCUGAAUAUUCUGAAGGAUUGUACAGCAAGCUCUUGAAGAACUUCAAUUGGUUUAGAAAAACACAGGGGGGAAUGGUCUAUGAAUAUUUGGAUUUAGUUGAUUUGGAAGGUAAAACUAUCCACGAGGAAGAAGGUUACAGAUGGCUUGGUAGAACAUACAACCAUUGCCUGCCAAGUGGUCUGGAUGAUUACCCAAGACCUUCCCCUCCUGAUAUUGGAGAAUUGCAUGUAGAUGCACUCUCUUGGGUUGGGAUAAUGGCAAGAUCUUUGAAACAAAUAGCAGGCUUAUUAGGCAAAAAUGACGAUUCUAAAAUGUUUGCAAAAAUUGAAUCAAAUGUCAUCGACAAUUUGGAAUCCUUACACUGGAGUGCUAAAGAUAAUUCAUAUUGUGAUCUAUCAAUUGAUGACGAUAACAAUGUUCGUAAAUUCACUUGCCACGAAGGCUACGUUACUUUGAUGCCUUUUGCCUUAAAAUUGAUCCCACGUGAAAACUCAGAAAGAUUAAGGGCAAUGGUUGACCUUAUGAGUGAUCCGGAGAGACUGUACACUCAAUUUGGGCUACUCUCACUGUCUAAAAAGGACGAGUUUUAUGAAACUGGUGAGGUCUAUUGGAGAGGUCCAAUAUGGAUCAAUAUGAACUACCUGUGCUUGGAUGCAUUAAAACACUACUUUGGGCCGGAUUCUGCAGCCGCAGUGGACAAAGAGUUACAACAAAAAGCCAAAUCCUUAUACCGUGAUCUCAGGGCCAACCUGUUAAACAAUGUCGUCAAAUGGUGGAGGAAAAAAGGUUACUGUUUUGAACAGUACAACCAAAAAACAGGAGAAGGCCAGCAAGCGCAGCAUUUCACAGGAUGGAGUGCUUUGGCUGUUAACCUUGCUGGAGUAUUUCCUGAAACCUUAUAG
This is a messenger RNA of Eremothecium sinecaudum, 2424 nucleotides long. RefSeq names its product mannosyl-oligosaccharide glucosidase (gene CWH41). The record is from RefSeq and is a predicted model, not a curated record. NCBI's taxonomy places the organism in Eukaryota, Fungi, Ascomycota, Saccharomycetes, Saccharomycetales, Saccharomycetaceae. The transcript has a single exon. Gene Ontology annotation, molecular function: Glc3Man9GlcNAc2 oligosaccharide glucosidase activity. Gene Ontology annotation, biological process: oligosaccharide metabolic process; protein N-linked glycosylation. Gene Ontology annotation, cellular component: endoplasmic reticulum membrane. The coding region runs from base 1 to 2424 and encodes 807 amino acids.